UUUGGUGCUUUAUCCUUAGAUUGACCGAGAAAUAAAGCUAGACGGCGAAAGAAAUGUAUUUUAUGUAUGAAUAAAGAUGCGUUUAAAAUGAUGCUCACGUGGUACACUGGCGUCUUAAGCUAAGAGUAUGUCUCCUCGGUUUUUGCCGUCCCCUGAGGAUGAAAGCUGCGGGUGAAGGAGGAUGAGUGUGUGCGAAUCCCGCCUGCUGCCAAUGUCCCGGAGCUCCUCCUGAUGGCUGCACGGCAGCGGUGGCUCAAUGUGAAGAAGACAGAGAACGUUCGCACUCAGACUGCCGCUACGGAACCCGGGCGUUAAAACUUGCAUCAAUUCCACCACCAGCAGAAAACAAAUUUCAUUUUAAAGUAUGAGUCGGCUUUCAUACGCCUUUCCUCGCAAAGUCAUGAAGACGGGUAGUGAAUGAAGAAUUCUGCUAUAAACAUUCGUUUAAAAAAAUAGACACAACUUUUCCUGUAAAGUCAAGAAGAGGCUAGCCAUGAAUUCGAAGAGCUUCAGCGCGGAAGUUGUGGAGAUGGGCCUGUGUUGUAGAGAGCAGCAACAUUCUCCGGAUCCCCGGUUCUUCCGAAGGCACAGGUACCAGGUCAAGAGGAAACUGAGACUGUCGCGAAUUGUGGGCUUUUGUCUCGGUUUAAUGGCUCUCAGCGCGUUCUCGAUCUUAUUCAGUGCCUUUGCCUGGACAUCAACCAACUCAGCAAAACCACAGGUCCAACGCAGAACUCUACUGGGGUUCGAGGAAAAGCAGAAAAUAUUCAAGCUUCAAAAUUAUACCGCCAGGUCCGAACUGGCUUUGAGGUACGAAGUGCCGGCAGCCACGUCCCCUGAGAAUAAUAGCGCCAACGUUGGAGACUAUCCUAGAGAUAUUUUUACAGUGGAGCAACGAAGGAAAGGAGCUGUCCUACUCCACAUCAUUGGCAUGAUUUACAUGUUUAUAGCCUUAGCCAUUGUGUGCGAUGAGUUUUUUGUACCGUCAUUGACAGUAAUCAUUGAUAAACUGAAAAUAUUGGAUGAUGUGGCGGGGGCAACUUUUAUGGCAGCAGGCGGAUCAGCCCCGGAGCUCUUCACUUCCUUAAUAGGAGUUUUUAUAUCUCACAGCAACGUUGGGAUUGGGACCAUAGUGGGUUCCGCAGUGUUCAACAUCCUGUUUGUAAUCGGAAUGUGUGCUGUAUUCUCCAGAGAAAUUUUGUACCUUACCUGGUGGCCACUGUUCAGAGAUGUGACCUUUUAUAUUAUUGACCUAAUUUUACUUAUUGUGUUCUUCCUGGAUAACGCCAUUGUUUGGUGGGAGAGUGUGGUUUUGUUGUUAGGCUAUGGAUGCUAUGUGACCUUCAUGAAGUUCAACACUAAGAUUGAAAAAUGGGUGAAAACGAAACUAAACAGGAACAAAGUAGUAGAAGCCACAGCAACAGAUGGCGAUGAAAAGGAUGUCAAUGCUGGUCAGAAGAACCCCAACAUGCUCACGCCCAAGCCACGUCUGCAGCGGGGUGGGAGCUCGGCUUCACUGCACAACACACUCAUGAGGAACAGCAUCUUUCAGCUAAUGAUCAACACCCUGGAUCCACUGGCUGAAGAACUUGGAGCAUAUGGAAAACUUAAAUAUUAUGACUCAAUGACUGAAGAAGGUAAAUUCCGUCAUAGAGCUUCAAUACUUCACAAACUGGCCAAAAACAAAUGCAAUGUGGAUGAUGCUGAGAAGCCUAAUAGCACUCCUAAUCACACAGACAAAGUAGAGCUGCCAAAUACAGCCAACGUAGAAGUUGAAGUGACACCUCCGAAGGAUCCUCCCCCACCAUUACAGAACGGAAGCCUACCCAAUGGAGCAGAGGCUGCAGUAAGCCAGGCUGAAGUUACCACACAGAGUGAAGAUGAAGAUAAGCCACUUAGUUUGGCCUGGCCAGAUACAACACGUAAACGAAUUAUCUUUCUAAUUAUACUGCCUAUUGUGUCCGUCUUGUGGUUAACCUUGCCUGACGUUAGGAAGAAGAGCGCCAGGAAAUUUUUUGUGAUUUCCUUCUUUGGAUCAAUCACCUGGAUUGCAGGCUUUUCCUAUCUAAUGGUCUGGUGGGCUCACCAGGUUGGGGAGACUAUUGGGAUCACCGAAGAGAUCAUGGGAUUGACAAUUUUAGCAGCAGGCACUUCAAUUCCUGACCUAAUCACAAGUGUAAUUGUUGCGCGGAAGGGACUUGGUGAUAUGGCAGUGUCCAGCUCAGUUGGAAGCAAUAUAUUUGACAUUACAGUUGGCUUGCCCCUGCCGUGGCUUUUGAAAGCCUUCACCAACAACUUUCGCCCUGUCCAAGUCAGCAGCAAUGGCUUGUUCUGUGCUAUUGUCCUUCUUUUCAUCAUGCUCCUCUUCGUCAUCCUUUCAAUUGGAGCCUGCAAGUGGAAAAUGAAUAAAGCUCUUGGUUUGAUAAUGUUUGGACUAUACAUUGUGUUUCUGAUCGUCGCAGUUCUGUUGGAAGAGAAGGUCAUUGAAUGCCCUGUUACAGUGUGAGCUUCGUGACUGCACACAUUUUCUCAAUUAGAGGUACAGAAGGGAAAAUGAUAACUCAUUCUGCUCGCUGCAGCUUUGUUUUAUUUUCCAGACCGACUCAGCUGGCACAUGUAAUUUAAUGGUGAAUGAAAAAGUAAUACUAAAAAAUAGCAACUGUUUUUUUUACUUGAUUGGUUGACUUUCUGACCUCAUUUCAAGCAAUGAAUAAAGUUGAUGUUUGUGUCUUGGAGAGAUUUACACUUUCUGGGAUUUCACUGGAUUACUCUGAUGUCUAUGGAAAGACUACUGCCCAAGUUGGUUAAAGACCCCUUAAGAAGAUUUAUUUGAAUGUCUUUUUUGUUGUUACAUGAAAUUCAGUGGGAGACUUUUUCUGCCAGAUUUUCGAUAUUGAAAAAAUAUCACAUUAUAUUUCAAAAUGACUGGUGUGAAUUAAUUUAUUUUUGAAAAGAAAAUGGCGCAUUAAACUGAUUUUGAGGGUAUCUUCUGGGUUUUGGUGGUAAUAAUAUUUCUGGGUUCUUCUAGACAGUUAGCCAAAUUUGCCUGUUCUUCAGGUACUACAAAUCAGAUUAGUGCUGGAGAUGUAAUGAUUGCUACAGUCACUUCUGUAAGUCUUAGUUUUUUUUUUGCACAUCUAUUAAGCCAUUACAUAAUUUUAUGUUUUAGUUUUUAAUAUAUUUUUGUCUGUAGCUUAGCACCACAUUUCUAAUCACCAGUACAAUUUAUGAAUAAAAUAAUGAAGCGGCUAUAGAUUGAAUUUGCUUUCAAGUACCCGAAUCAGACGUGAAUGGUAAGAUUAAGGUCGUAGAGCUAUUAAUCUAUUGUUAAGGUUGUAGCUAUUUAUCUAUUAUAUAUAACAUUAUUGCUUUGCUGCUUUGACACAAACCAAAAUCAAGUCGCUGACAUUCUGCCAUAUUGUGGAAGUAACACCUUAGGGCCUAUAGAUUAUUUCUGCACUUUACUUAAACAAUUACAGAUAGACAUUAUUGUAUGUUUUCUUUAUCCAUUAUGCUCCUUUUUUUAAGACCAUGAUAUAGAGUCAAAUUAAACCUGAUGUGUAGUUAGUUAAAAUGCCUUUCAUUGAGUUAGAUAUUUUAGUUUAAUCCCUAAAUGUGACGGUUUAAAAAGAAGUCUACAUUCCUCUGUACUUGUAAUUAGGUUUCAUAUGCAUCAUCAAAACACAAGUGCAGUAAUGAAUUGAGUUGCUAAUGCAUUGCAAAAGAGUUUUCUGUUUGUAGAUCUUUGUACAGAUCUCCACAUUGAUUUUCCUCUCACUGUAUAAGCUUUGUGCAGUAUUUACAGGGAAAUUCUAACACUGGUGGAAGGUGUGGCAUGCCAGUCAGCAUUGUGCCCUCAUGACUUCACAUCUAACAUAGGUCUUCACUCUUAAUGCUACUGUUUCCAGCUUUAUAUAAUACAGUCAAUAUACAGAUUGAGUAAGUGGGGAAAUAUUAUAAUGGUGUGUUUUUUAAUAAAUCUAUAUAUAUAAAUAUACAGUAUAAAUAUAUAUAAAUAUUUAAUUAUCUAGGGCUUUUUAAUGUUAAUGUUCAGCAGAUAUUCAAAUAGUUAGGAUUCAAUAGAUUUAUUUACAGCUGUCAAUAAAAAUUAAUACAGCAAUAAUCUCACAUGGAUGGAUACUUAAGUCCAUGCUUGGACUAAUGAUGGCCAUAAUGAAUGUAAUGAAAUGACAUAGGAUUAUUGUCAAUCUUGGGACAAUAUGUGCAAUGUGAUGUAUGUCUGAUGUUCUUGCAGGCAUUAUGUCUUUGAAGUGCAAAAGAAGCUAUGUGUACUUAUCAAAAGCAUUAAUCAAAACAAUAAUUAUUUAAACAUGAAUGUAGAUGAAACACAAGAGUAAUAACAAAUAUACACUCAUAUUUUCACUGAUUAUAUCUGUUAAACUCUAACAUUUAGUCUUAACGUAAUAGCUUCUGAUUACCUAUUUCAAACUACAGAGACUGGUGCUCGCUUUGUCCUGUCAAUGGUAUUUAGCUGCCACCAUGACAAAAACAAGAUGGAAGUGAGAAAGAGGAUGUUUUACUGUACCCUUAGACAGCUAUGGCAUGUUACUUCAAUAUUCUUGCGGUUAGAGGUGAUUUCCAAAACAAUUUCACGAGGUUAUCUCACUAGAAUCUAUUGUUGAGAUCAAAUUAAUCAUUCUUAUGUGAUAGAAAAAGGGAAUUAAAAUUAUCCACUGUGAUUAUGAACAUUUUUGUGUUUUGGGCAGGAAUUUCAAUUCUAUAAAUUUUGUCUUUAUUUAUUUUAUGCCCUUGACCACCUCCUAUGAUUGAUUUUACCCCAUUGGGUUCAUUAUUGGGAGUAGUAAUAUUCUGUGGCCUCUCAAUCUUCAUUUCUUUGCUAAAAAGACAACACAGUACCACAACGGUGAUUAUACUCCUUGCUGUGAAGUCCAUAUUCCUCUUUCUACUAACUCCUCUUUAGGUGCCCUACUGUUGAAGCAGCUUUUUAAGUUCAUAUUUUAUGCAAACAUAGGUAGAAAUUUCUGUAGGCUUGUUUUAAUUAUCAGGUGUGCGUCUCAACCAAGAGGUGCAAGACCAAUAAAAAUUGAACCUCAGUCCUCUUAAUUCAGUGAACCCCUAUUUUAAGAAAAAAAUAUUAUUCAAUAGCCUCACCAGCAAUAGUAAAUUCCAAUUCUUAGGGAUAGUAGGAAUGGAAAAAGAUAAUCUAACUUCUGUCAAGGUAGUAAUACAUUCUAAUAUUUAAAUGUAUAUUUCAGUAACAUAUGCCAACAAAUAAUAUCCUGAUUUGAACAGGUCUGGCUUGUCACUAUCAAUUUUCUGUCACAGCGUCAUUGAAUGAAGAAUGGCUUUUUAUUUGUAUAUUUAAGAAAAGCAUUUCUUAUAGGUGGCUGUCAUGGUUACCUGAAAAAAUAAUCCAGACUAAAUGUCUUUAGGCUUACUUUGCACAUAAUAAUACCAUCCCCAAAUUGGCACUCAGUGCAGCCAUAUUUUACAUCUUGCAUUGCAGACCAAAUUCUUCCUCAAAGUAUCACUUUUUAAGGCAAUAAACAGAUAAUGUUCAUAAAUAUCAUGAGAGCUCAAUUCAUGUCAUCUCAUAAGCCCUUUCACUAGGUAGAGUUUUACCAGUUGAUUGAAUUAUAAAAGGAUUUUAAAUUAUUCAAAAGAUAAAAGUUAUCCAAAUAAUAAUUUGCUAAAAGAAGCUGGGAUUAAAUUAGAUUUUUAUUCUAUUAGUUCUCUUUCCUUCUGAGUAUCUCUGCCACCCGCCCCACCAAAGUCCCUUAUCCAGCCACUAUUUAUUUUAGGCUCCACAGAAAAUUACAGCCAUGGGGCUUGGCAGAUGCAUUGAUGGCAGAUUACAUCAUUUAAAUGCUGCAUGGGGCCAGUUAAUAAGAGACUGGAGAAAUGGCUCAACCAUUGCUCCGCGCACCAGGUCUUUGUCUAAUGAUUCCUCUAAGUAAUAAGCCCAAGAUUGGGAACUCAUCAGUGUGCAAACACACAUCUGAUUUUAUCAGCAAUGUAAUUCAAUUGCAUGGUUCUUUAUAAAAAUUGAAUAUUAUUUCAGGUACUUGUAGGCAGCAAAAUCAGUGAAUCAAAAAUCAUUGAAUCAGAAACUGUGCUCUCUUGAUCAAACUUAAUAUUUAAUACUUUAAAGGCUCGGUAGUUGAGGACUAUCUACAGUGAGGUACUUGCAAGUAUUACGAGGGGUUUCACUGAUUACAAACAAGAUUCAUUCAGUCUGUGCUAAUGGGUGGUGGUCAGCACAAACCAGCCCAAAAUGUUUUUAAUCACUGUCAAGAUGCAACUGAUGAAAUGCUAUAACUACUUUUUUUGCAACUUUGUGAUCAUUUCUUCCUUUACCUCAAUAAAUAACAGAGCCUUCUAUGAGCUUGGAUUUGGUUAAGUGAAUCACUGAUUCUAUAAAGAUUGCAUUGCUUGGGUUGACAAUAUUAAAUUAAUUAUUUAUUGACAGCAGUAAAUUAACAGAACAGAAAUAAGCUAAUAAUGACAUAAAUACUUUGAAUCUCUUACACUACCCCACAGUAAUUUUUGGCAAACCAGUAAUUAUUAUGUCAGCUGCUUGUUAAUAUUCCCAAAUAGAUUUCAACCUCUGCCUCUGACCACUUGUAUUUCUGAAUGUACUGCAUGAAAAUUAAAUAGUGACGUUUAACAAAACCAUUUCUGCACAGAAUGACCUUUCUAAAUGAAGAAUAUGUGAUGCAAAUUUCAUCCAUCAAACUUCAAUAUAUAGUGUCUGGAUUUAUUAUAAACUCCUUAUCUUUGUGCCAGCACACCGGUGGGUGCAGUGUGAGUUAUGAAGGAUCAGUUCCAAAUUCAGUAGGUAGAAUAACCUCAGAUCUCACCAUCCUUGAAAAGAACUCCAUUAGAAUUUGUAUCAUGCUUGCAUGCUAACUAUAUGGCAUGUAAGCAAUGGGUCCUCUGAACAGUCACCAAGAAUUUUAAAUAUGUUUUGAAAUAUAAUAAAUGGAUAAAGAUUUGAAAAUGCUGUGAUCUUAUGUCUGGUGGAAGACCUUACAAAUGUGUUUUAAAGGUAACUACUACUUAUAGAGGCACAUAAAUAACCUUUAUUAAGCACUGUAGAGCACUUAUGUAAAAAGAUAAGUUGGGCUGAAAUGUGCAUGUCUUUUUAAUGAUGCAUACAUCAGUUUGGGGAAUUAACACACUAUAAUGUUUCAUUAGGAAAACUCAUCGGUGUUGUGCAUCAAUGAAAAAUGUUUCAAAUUUGCUUCUCCUAUAUCUGAAGCAAAGCAAUAUUUGACUGCAAUAUUUUAAUGGUAACUGUCUGUUCUCAUAUAAUCAAUACAUCAGUGAGUAUCUGCCAAUAUGCCUGGAGAUUAUAGAUAAUCUAUAGGUUUAAGAUUUUAUUUUUCUCAUUAAAACUCGAGUCAUAUAGAAGAUAUAUUUCUCCUUUAAUGAUAAUAAAUAACAAUCUGCAAAUGCUGAAAACCUGAAAUAAGUUUUGAAAUAUGCAGCAACUGAAAAGACAGGUUUAUGUUACAAGUGGAUGAUUUCCAUCAACAAGGGUCUCCAAUAUAAACAUUAAUUCAUCUUUUUUUCUCAAAUUGCUGAUUAUGCUGUGUUAUUUGCUUUUUUUUGUCACAAGUUAUAUUUAUCUCAUUGGGAAGUUUUACAAAAAAGGCCAGAGUUCCUAGCAAUGCCAAAAAUAACAUAGUAUGAUACCCAUUUUGACACUUAUUAGCUACCUGAUUGUUUUGUAACCAUAGGAAUGAUUAUAUCUGUUACAACACAAAGUUUAUCAUCCUAUUUUUUUAAUGUACACAAAUAGUUCAGCAACAUGUUCACUCCCUUCUGUUUACUUGCCUCAUAAAUUGUCUUGUAGUGCAAUUUCUUAAACAACCUUUACCAGUUUGAUUCUGUCUCAACACCCUGUAAUCUUCCCUAAUAUUAAUUAUAAACGCCCUGCACGUUGGCUUUGCAGUAACCAAUGCAACUUGAGUUAAUAUUCAAAUAUUGAUUACUAACAAUGGGAUGUGACAUGCAUAAUUUCAAAAUACUGACUAAAGCAUAGGCUAGAAGUCAAAUGUACUGUACUGUGUAUUGAUGUAGUCCUCAUUACAAAGCUCAUUAACAGUAGUGCAUAACUGUAUAUAGUAAGAAAAUAUUUGUACAUAAUCUAUUUAAAAUAUAUAUUACUGGCUUUCUGAUAAGAACUUUGUUCUUGCACUAUUGUUAUUGCUGUGACUGUAAGGUUUCUCCACUUAAAGGCAAUCUAUUUAAAUCGUGUCUCUUUCUGUAAGAUAUAAUAAGUGUGGAAA
Messenger RNA from Mobula hypostoma (lesser devil ray), 8276 nucleotides. It is a transcript of the gene slc24a2b, whose product is annotated as solute carrier family 24 member 2. Gene Ontology annotation, molecular function: calcium, potassium:sodium antiporter activity; calcium channel activity. Gene Ontology annotation, biological process: intracellular calcium ion homeostasis; calcium ion transmembrane transport. The transcript is spliced from 11 exons. The record is from RefSeq and is a predicted model, not a curated record. Lineage: Eukaryota; Metazoa; Chordata; Chondrichthyes; Myliobatiformes; Myliobatidae. Gene Ontology annotation, cellular component: plasma membrane. The coding region runs from base 494 to 2506 and encodes 670 amino acids.